UAUGGCUGCCUCAGUGUCCCUCUGCUGCUUGGGCUCCAGCCCGGGCCGCCGGGUGUUCCUGCUGCUGGAACUCCUACAGCUCUUGAGUCACCUCGGCCAGGGGCGCGUCCACCACCUAGCGCUCAAGGAUGAUGUGAGACAUAAGGUUCAUCUUAAUACUUUUGGAUUCUUCAAAGAUGGGUCCAUGGUGGUCAAUGUCAGUAGCCUCUCAUUUAAGGGAAAUGAAGAUACCACUGCAGAGAUUGGUUUCAGCUUGGACCGAACAAAGAAUGAUGGAUUCUCCCCUUACUUGGAUGAAGAUAUGGAUUACUGUAUCUUUAAAAAAAAGCAGUCUGUUUCUGUUACACUCCUGGUUCUAGACUUCCCAAGUCACCUUGUCAAAAUAAAGUCUCCAACAGAAGCUGGUAGCCAGUUACCAAAAAUCGUCGUCAGCAAGAAUGAGAAAAUCUUGUCUGAGAUCCCAGAGGCAAGCCUUAAAAAUCUCUCAGUAAAUAACCAAACUUUUGAAAAGCAAGGUGAGAAGUCUAUACAAAGUACAGAGGAUUCAAAGGUUUCAGAAGAGAAGUCUUAUCCUGUUCAUAUUAGUGAAGGGACAGUUUCAUUCCAGUUUUUCUUCAACAUCAGUACCAUUGAUCAAGAAGGUCUCUACAGCCUUUAUUUCCACAGAUGUUAUGUUGGUGACAUUCAGACCAGUAAUGACCUCUCUUUCAGCCUUGAUAUUGAUAUCAUAGAGAAGAAUCCUGACAGUUACCUUUCAGCCGGAGAAAUUCCUCUCCCAAAGCUCUAUGUUUCCAUGGCUCUUUUCUUCUUCCUUUCUGGAACCAUCUGGAUUCAUAUACUUAGAAAACGGAGGAAUGAUGUUUUUAAGAUUCACUGGUUGAUGGCGGCCCUCCCCUUCACAAAAUCUUUGUCCUUGGUGUUCCACGCAAUUGAUUACCACUAUAUCUCCUCGCAGGGAUUUCCAAUAGAAGGUUGGGCUGUUGUUUACUACAUCACUCACCUAUUAAAAGGUGCACUUUUGUUCAUCACUAUUGCACUUAUUGGUACUGGCUGGGCUUUCAUCAAACACAUCCUUUCUGAUAAAGACAAAAAGAUCUUUAUGAUCGUCAUUCCACUGCAGGUCCUGGCAAAUGUGGCUUAUAUCAUCAUAGAAUCAACUGAGGAGGGAACAACUGAAUAUGGCUUGUGGAAAGAUGCUUUAUUCUUGGUGGACCUGCUAUGCUGUGGAGCGAUCCUCUUCCCAGUGGUGUGGUCAAUAAGACAUUUACAAGAAGCCUCUGCUACAGAUGGAAAAGGUGACAGCAUGGGGCCUAUUUCAGCAAGAAGGAAUUUAAGGCCUGAGGAGGCAAAGUCAGCUGCUAUUAACUUAGCAAAGCUGAAACUAUUCAGACAUUACUACGUAUUGAUCGUGUGUUAUAUUUAUUUCACAAGGAUCAUUGCAAUUCUCCUCAAACUUGCUGUUCCAUUCCAGUGGAAAUGGCUCUACCAGCUCCUGGAUGAAAUGGCAACUCUGGUGUUCUUUGUUCUAACUGGCUAUAAAUUCCGUCCAGCAUCUGAUAAUCCCUACCUGCAACUGUCUCAGGAAGAUGAUGAUUUGGAAAUGGAAUCUGUGGUGACAACUUCAGGAGUGAUGGAGAAUAUGAAGAAAGUCAAGAAGGUGACAAAUGGAUCUGUGGAUCCCCAAGGUGAAUGGGAGAGCACAGCAUGAUGGAACAAACUUUAAGAAGAGCACUUUCCAAAAAACUUUUAAUUUAUUAAUAGUACUGUCAGUGAACAGGAGCAGCCUACAUCUCCCAACAUUGAUACAACAAAAGAGUGUGACUAGGAGCAAAAUGUCA
Gracilinanus agilis (Agile Gracile Mouse Opossum) is the source of this 1838-nucleotide messenger RNA. It is a transcript of the gene GPR107, whose product is annotated as G protein-coupled receptor 107. Gene Ontology annotation, biological process: clathrin-dependent endocytosis. Lineage: Eukaryota; Metazoa; Chordata; Mammalia; Didelphimorphia; Didelphidae. The record is from RefSeq and is a predicted model, not a curated record. The transcript is spliced from 20 exons. Gene Ontology annotation, molecular function: clathrin heavy chain binding. Bases 2 to 1708 code for a protein of 568 amino acids. Gene Ontology annotation, cellular component: clathrin-coated vesicle; membrane; Golgi apparatus.